Orbicella faveolata is the source of this 1941-nucleotide messenger RNA. RefSeq lists its product as uncharacterized. The record is from RefSeq and is a predicted model, not a curated record. Lineage: Eukaryota; Metazoa; Cnidaria; Anthozoa; Scleractinia; Merulinidae.
UUCUUCCGAUACAGUCCGAGGAGCCAGGACUGUCAAUAACAGAAGCUUGCUAUUUUCUCGGAGGCUUCAGUUCUAUGAAACAAUCUUGAAAUAAAAGCAUCUUUGUACUUUAAGGAAUUACACUUUCUGAAGAAGCCUGAUUUGCGCUUAUCACUAGAAAUCUUGAAAAUGCGAAACAGAUACGAAGUGACACGAAGUAAGCCGAUCAUGGGCCGAAAAUGUAUAUUACCCUUUGAGCGAAGACAGCUGACCAAAAAUACUGUACAUCGGAGGAAAGCCGGUACGUAACGGAAGUGUCAUGUCGAACGGGAAGUCGCUGGGAAUCUUGGUUUCUUUAGUAAUUAUCGCUAAUACAGGGUAUCUACAGCUAGUUACUUCUAGUGGAAACGAUAUCACAGUGGCAGAUUUCUACAAUGAAACUACAGUUAGUCGCAUUGCUUUCGGAAGCUGCAGUUUUCCCAAGAGACCUCAACCACUGUGGAAACAUAUUUCUGAUCAACACCCAGAUUUAUGGGUUUGGCUUGGAGACGCUGUAUAUGCUGACACUAAAAUAGUUCCACUUAUGUGGAAACCUUCUCCUCUUGGUGAAAUGGUAGAAAAAUUCAAUGCCUUGAAGUACUCUCCAGAAUAUCAGGAUUUCCUGGGAAGUGGUGUUAAGGUGUUGGGUGUUUGGGAUGACCAUGACUAUGGAAUGAAUAAUGGAGGAAAGCAUUACGGAGAUCGUCUUCAGGCUCAAGGCAUUUAUUUAGACUUCCUGGAUGAGCCAACAGAGAGCUUGCGGCGAAGAAGGGAAGGCGCGUAUGUGUCAUACAGCUUUGGGAGUGGCAGUAAAAGCGUGAAGUUAAUUCUACUCGACACACGGUCACAUCUCAAGUGGGGCUUGGAUUGUGACAUUCUAGGAACAGAGCAAUGGGCGUGGCUCGAGAGGCAACUGAAUGAUCCUAACCCGCCUAGGCUGACUAUCAUUGGCAGUGGAAUUCAGGUCUUAUCAGACAUGCCAUACACAGACAGAUGGACUUCUUGUCCCUCAAGUUAUGAUCGUUUGAUGUGGCUCCUACAGAGAAAUCCAAGGGUGAUUCUUAUUAGUGGAGAUGUCCAUUUUGGAGAGUUUGCUUGCUUGAAUAACACGAGCACGGGAUACCCGCUUUAUGAAGUAACAUCCAGUGGAUUGACAGCCACGUGUGUCUCAUGGUUGUCAACAGCAACGUGUACCUGGCUUCUGGAGAAUAUUCUUACUUCAUCCAAGCGUACACAUCCAUUUAUAACAGAGCUAAAUUACGGUUUCAUAACUAUUCACUGGAACGAAGAACCGGUCUCUCUCACGGUGGAAGUACGUGGAAAAGCUGGAAACUAUCUUAAGCAAACUAUAUCACUGGAUCAAUUAGAGAAGACGAGAGACUUCAGGCGAUGUCCACAGAAAAUUGCAGACCCUCCAGUCAUCAAGAAACUGAUUUUCUACAUUAUAGCCACUUGUAUCCUAGCAACUAUCUUUAUAGGACUUCUAAGGUUUAUCCUCGUCAUCCUCAAAAUCAUUUUAAUCAAGAUUGUUUUUCCGCUACUUGGAAUAUCUCUUCAAUCUGCCGCUGCGAGCACUGGCUCCCAACACGCCAAGCACAAAAACAAGGUCAUCAAAAGUGAAUAACCACAAACUACAGCGUGUUGUGUUCAUCUUCAGUAAUGUUUACCUGCUCAUCGGCCUAGUAUGACUGCCGUCCGUCCUAUGCGCCGCUGGGUGCGAUGGAGGAGGGGUCCUGCGGUUUAAUUUAAGACCCGAGAGGGCAACCAUCAAUUAUAUUUGUUAGAAUGAUCAGGCUACAGUUGAAAUUCCAUUUAAAUUGAAUAUUCUAAAGUUCGCUGUGACUACAACUUUGUAUAAAAGUCGAAUUAUUUUAUACUACUCUUUUCAAUUUGGGUUGUUCUAUUUAAACUUUUUGAAAUUUA